UUUAAAAAAAGAUUUAAGGACGUUACGUUCGGUCUACCCUAUAAUUAUUUACCCGGCUCGUCUUUCCUCUAUAAGAAACUAUCUGAGGAGGAGACUUAUAAAUUCUAUAUUGAAAGUAGAUAUUUUAUUUAUUAUAAGCCCGGCUAUAUAGCCCUAUAA
Neurospora tetraspora is the source of this 159-nucleotide messenger RNA. RefSeq lists its product as uncharacterized. Lineage: Eukaryota; Fungi; Ascomycota; Sordariomycetes; Sordariales; Sordariaceae. The record is from RefSeq and is a predicted model, not a curated record. The transcript has a single exon. The annotation marks the transcript as partial.